AUGCCCGCCCCGAAGCAGCCUAGCAGCGCUCCCACCGCCCAGCGUCGCCUUCGCCCUCGACUACGACUACGACUACGACUACCGACCCCCCGACCUGCCGACCGCGCACCUGGCAAAACAGCGAACCCAGCACCACCAGCACCAGCACAAGCACCACCAGCAGCACGUUUCAGACCCGUUAACCCCGGUUUCGCAUCCGUUUUCUCGAAAAACGGAUGUCGCGGUCGCUUUAUUAUGAGUGAGGUUGGGGCUGCCGACCGCUCCCGCCUUUUGCGAUCAAAACGCACCGAACUCAGGUACAUCAAUUCUGUCACUUAUAUCGAUCGAAUGCGCGCGGAGCCGCGCAUCGAUGCAUGCCAUUUGCACAUUGCUAACUUGGGUAGUGGAAUUGUUACGUCGCGCAAGAGGAAGCUUCGCGAGUUCUUUGCGGUUUGCGACACCGAAGGACCGCUGCCCCAACUCACUGGCUUGAAUCUCGACGCGCCCCCCGCCACCCCCGCUGAGGAGCGCUUCCUCGAUGUCAGCGACAUAUUAAAAGAUCGCCUUUUUGACGAGUCGAACCUCCCUACGCGUCGACAAUUACGCUCCAACACCCUGAAGCAAAAAUCAAAAUCCCCCUCCCGCAAACCCAGCCCGGAUGGGCGCACCAUCACGACGACGCGGAAGGCGAAAGCAUCGCGCGAUGGAUCUAGGGUGAGGAAGAGCCGGGCCUCCACACCGGGUGCGAGGAGUGAUGGAGGUCGAACCACGCCGGUAGUCGAGAUCGAUUCGAGUGCAAAGGCUCUGGCAGAGAUGCAGACUCCGAUGGAGAGAUCGGCCUCGAAGGGCUCGCAAACCGAACUCCCUGCCGAAUCAUCUGUAGUGCUGGACGAAAUUGUUGAGGAGACAUUCGAGGAGGCAAAGCAACCCCAACCGGAAAUGCCAGAUACGGUCAUGUCACCAAAGGACCUGGAGAGUGAUCGAAUUCGGGACGUGUUGGAGAGCGGACCUAAUAGUCCAGGCGUUGACCCCAGGAAAGCGAUGCCCAUUUCCACGGAUGAUUCCGCACAGUUAUUGGCGCCUGUUAAUGGAAUAACACCUCUUGAUCCAAACCACAAGGCUGUAACAGCCCAUCUCCCUCCAAAGGAAGUACAAGAACGACGCCUCAAUGAUGCGGAAAAGGCUCGCCAUGAAAAGGAGAAAGCACGCGCAAGGCUGGCAAUCAAUGUCUCCCCGGAUGGUGCCCGACCACCUGAACUUCUGUCUUCACCAGGUUCUACUGUCGGGGCACAGUCGGCUACAACACCCGCAUUGCAUGAUGCUUCGACGGAUACGAGCCCGGACAAUGAGAGCUCCCGGUAUGAUGUGGACAGGCUUGAGAAAGCAGAGGAACCUCAGACGCCGCCCGAAUUGAAACCCACCGCCAAGGAAGUUGCCGAAAAAGAGGAACACGACAGAAUUCUCGAUGCUCAGAUUGAGAUCGCGCGUGCUGACAUUCUUGCCAGUAGUCCAACCGCUGCUGAUAACCAGUUGCGGAUGGAGGAGCAUGCUGCAUCACUAAAUGCAGCAGAUGAGCAGAGAGAUGAGGCUCUAGGAGAUGCGGAACCCGUGGUAGCCCAUGAGACUACGGAUAUGCUCACCAAGGAUGCGGCUGAGGUUGUACGGGAUGUUGUUGAAGAUACGGCUCCCGCUGCUGACACCCCGGCUGAUGUCGACGUAGUUAUGUCUGGGGUGGAGGUGCCUAGCGGGGAGCCCAAUGAGCCAGAGGCCAAACAGCCAGAAGCUAAAGAGCCCGAGGUACCCGAUUCAGACGCUGCAAGCCAGAUGCCCGCCGAAGCUAUAGAAGUCGAUGCUACAACGGUCAAAGAUUCGUUUGAGAGCAGUGAAGCCAUUGAGAGUAAGACUUCAACUUCGCCGGCUGCCCCUGAGCAGAUUGAAACAGUUGAAAAACCAGUCGUUGAUUCGAACAUCCCUUCCGAUACCUUACCUACUUCCAUGCCUCGAAAAGCGUCUUCCACACCUAGUGCAACUCCUACCGUGGAACGCAUGACCACGAGAGUUUCCUCAGGUGCUAUGAGGCACAAAUCCGUGUCUGAGAUUUUGGGAGAAAUACCAAGACCAAAUACCGCUUCUAUUUCGGGCCGGAGCCUCGCAAAAGGUGCCACCGACUCUGCUUUGACUGAAUAUUCUACAUCUCCAUCACGAAGCUCAACACCACAGUCCCCAGGAGCUCGGAUACGGACCCUGAUUGACAAGGCAAAGGAACGAGAGCGAAGCAAACUCUCAACGGUGACUUUCUCUCGUCGUCCUCUUAAGCCAGGUUCAAAUGAUACGGCGUUGAUGCCAGCCGGCUCCCAGGCCGCGAAAGCCCCAAAGGAGGAUUAUUUAAAGCCGCUUUUUAUUGCUACCGCCACGACUGACAAGAGGGGUAUCCCAGCUCUGGACAGCUUAUUAGGCUCGGCUCACAAAACCAUUACAACGUCUAAUGCUUACGUCCCUAUACUUGAAAGCCAAACAACAAAGGUUCUCAAGCGCAUAUACAACUUGCAGUCAUCAAAUAAAUGGUCCCUGCGGCAACCUAAGCGCACCAUUGAACCGAACAGACCCACCACACAUUGGGAUGUUCUGCUACAAGAAGCGAAAUGGAUGCGAACGGAUUUUAGAGAGGAGCGGAAAUGGAAGAUGACUGUGGCUAGCAACUUGGCAUCCGCUUGUGCAGAAUGGGUUUCAGCCAGCCCCGAGGAUCGUUUAUUCCUCCAGGUCAAGGCUGCUCCACCAACGGAGUUACCUCUACCAGAAGACACUUCAAAAGACACCGAAAGGGGUAAUUCUUCGAGUCAAGACGCUUCCCGUUUGACCCCUGACCUCAUCCAUUCAGGAGAAAACGACUCUUCACUAGAUGAUUUUGAUGAGGAACCUCGCCUGGAUCUUAUGGAAACUGUGAACCCAACAGCAAUAUUUGGUCUGCAGGAUGACGAUGUGGUCUUCGCACUACGAAGAUCACCGAUGGCUGACAAGUUACUGGAGGAAUUGCCAAUGUAUGGCGCCCCGCUUGUAGUUCCACAAUCGGAGUUGCCGACUUCGGAUCUUGAUCCUGAUCGCUUCUGGAGGAGACCUGCUCUUCCCUUAAGCAAAUAUGUCGAAGGCCGAAUGGAACUGAAAUCCGAGCCACCUCCAAAGAAGAGGAGCCGUUUCGAGUACGACGACGAAGAGGACGAUGAUGACGAGGUUGUUUUCGGGCAGCCUGGACAUAAGCGGCCCAUACUUCCACCAGAGCAGACCGAUGUUGCAUUGUUUAACCCGGAGCAUAAACAUAUCCUAGACCGCAUGCACUCAUUGCAUCAGUUCCGGCCCCCAUCCGAAUUUCCAAUGCCGCUUCAGAGUUUCUUUGAGACUAGAGUUGCCUCACAAUGGACCUGGGACGAAGACAACGAGCUCCAGACCCUCGUGCGGGAAUACUCAUAUAACUGGUCGCUUAUUUCAAGUAUGCUGACAAGCAAGUCUAUGUUUUCGUCCGGUGCGGAACGUCGCACACCUUGGGAAUGCUUUGAGCGCUGGAUUCACCUGGAGGGCUUGCCGCCUGACAUGCAGAAGACUCACUAUUUCCGGGCGUAUACAACUCGCAUCGAAGCAGCCAAUCGAAAUGUUACGGCUCAGGCUCAAGCUCACGCCCAAGCCACAGCACCCCAAGCCGGCGCAAAUGGUCAAAUUCAGCCGCCGCCAAAACGGCGGACGACUGGCAGCGUGAGGGUUGAGCGCCGCCGUAAUCAAAAGCAUCUAACCUUGGUUGAUGCAAUGAGAAAGCUCGCCAAGAAGCGUGAGACUAGUAUCCAGAAGCAAGCCCAAGCUGCAGGCAUGGCUGCGCUACGGAAGGCUAAUGAGAACAACCAUACUCCACAACGAGGCCCCAUCCAUACACCACAGGACUUCAGUCGCAUCAAGCAUGAGCGUGAAGAACAGCUCAGGGAACGAAUGAUGCUGAUGCAACAGCGGCAGGAGGCUCAAAAACGGGCACAGAGGAAUGCUGCCCAAAAUCCACAGCAAGGAGGAAUUCCUCCCGGAGGACCUCAAGCGCGUGGUAUGCCAUCUGCCGGCGGCCCAAUGGCGCCAAACGGAACGCCUAAUGUACCUGGGCAAAAUCUUACCGUACCUGGCCAAAACAGGCAGCCUCGUCCUAUGCCCCAGAUGGGCCAACCUAUGCCUAAUGGUUUGCGAGUACCUCAACUCCCGAUGAAUGGCAUGUCACCUUCUCCGAUGCAAGCGAUGCAAGGCCAAAUGCCAAUGCCUAAUCCAGCUGUCAGCGUCGGGCUUAUCAACCAGGCAGCUCGCACGGCCGAAGAGCAGCGUGCGAUGAUUCAAAUGCAGCAACAAGGAAAGCUCCCCGGACAAUCCCCUCAAAUCCACAAUUCUCCUCCCCGCAUGAAUGGAAUGCCGCAGCCGGGUUUCCAGAUGCAAAAUAUGAUGGCCUUCAACGCAAACGCAAAUGGCAUACCCACUCCCCCAAUCAACGGUGUGGUCCCAUCAUCCAAUCAAGGCCAUGGCCAAGCGGGUUCUCCAAGGAUAGGUCAGCAGCAUCCACACUCCCAGGAAUCUCAAAAUACCCACAUCGCUCGUCUGGAGGCACAUUUUAAGAAACAAUAUCCGAAUGCAACCCAGGAUCAAAUCAUGGCUCUGAUGACUGAUGCUUUGAAGAGGAACGUGCAGAGCAAGCAAGGACUGGCACAGAGUGCAAUGAAUGCGGCGGCAGGUGCCGGAACCCCCAUGGGUGGCAUGAAUGGACAAGGUCCGAGGAUGCCAGUUGGAGUUGAAAGUAGUCCACAAUUAUACGCUCAAAUGUUACGGCAACAGCAGGAGAAUCAGCAGAAAGCAGAGCAGGCAAGGCAGGCAGCAAAUAUCAUGGCGGUAGCUCAAGCUCAAAGUGGCGGGGUGACAAGCAAUGGCCAACAGGGUCAGGGUCACGCACAUAGAAAUAGCUCGGGGAGCGUACAGAGUUCGAAGUAG
Venustampulla echinocandica is the source of this 4980-nucleotide messenger RNA. RefSeq lists its product as uncharacterized. Lineage: Eukaryota; Fungi; Ascomycota; Leotiomycetes; Helotiales; Pleuroascaceae. The record is from RefSeq and is a predicted model, not a curated record. Bases 1 to 4980 code for a protein of 1659 amino acids. The transcript is spliced from 4 exons.